UUUGCGACACACCACAAACUGCGAAAUCUAUUGCGUCCCUGUUUCAAUCCGACAAAACUAAUCCCGAAGAAUCUGACCCAAAUUCAGCUAGUAUUAUUACAUCACCGACACAAUCAUUAGAAAAUCAUGAAUCAAUAGAACAAGCAAUAAAAACAUUAGAAGAAAAAAUAAAAUUAGAUCAACAUGAGCAUGCUAUACGUAUUUUAUUACGUCAAUUACAACAACCUGAAUAUAAGAAUGAAACGGUUGAUGAUGAUUCUUCUACCGUCUCAAAAAAGAAGCCAGUUCGAACAAACAAAUUGGCCGGUACAUUUCCAAAAUCAAGACCCCAAUCUGGAUUUUAUUCAUACAAUAAUAAUUCACAAAGAUCACAAACAAUUAUUGAACGUAAAACUCCAAUUGUCUCUACUUUACCUGCGAAAAAUCUUUGUACUUGUAGAGAUCCUGAUAGUUUUUGGUGUCGAGUAUGUGAAAAUCGAAGGUUUAAAGCCGCGUUUCCGAAAUGGACAAGUGGAAAUAAAAUUAUUGAUGCUUUUAUCCAAGAAACUCAAUUAACCACGGCUGGUCCGUUUAAUUAUUUGGAAUGGAUACCUUUUGACAAGUUUCGUUAUAUUAAAAGCCUUGGUGAAGGAGGUUAUGGAUCUCUUUCAACUGCUACUUGGUUGGAAGGUCCAAGAAGUUUACAAGAUGAGAAAAUGCGAACAAAAUGGAAACGAGAUAUUCGAAAGAAAGUUGUCUUGAAAUUUUUACGAAAUUCUGAACAUAUUACCCAAGAAUAUCUUAAAUCGUUACAUAGAACUUUACAUGAUUGGGCAAGAAAAAUUAUCGAGACACCAAAACUUCCUUAUAAGGUUAAUACGGAAUUCGCUGUGGCUGAACAGUGGCGUAUUAGAAGACAUUCACCUGCAACAACUGAAGUAAUUCAUCAAAAAGCUAAAUAUACAAGUCAACUUUUUGAUUUUCGUGAAUUGAAUAUUCCUGACAUGGAAGAGAUGGCUUGUGAAAUAUCACAUUCUGAGCAUGCUCAAUCUCAGCAACCUGCCGCUGAAAGUAAUACUCCUCCUAAUCAUGAUACUAUAAAUCAGAAAACUCCGUCAAAGGAACAUGUUGAAAUUGAAUUCUAA
This is a messenger RNA of Funneliformis caledonium, 1124 nucleotides long. Lineage: Eukaryota; Fungi; Glomeromycota; Glomeromycetes; Glomerales; Glomeraceae. The record is from the annotation of a GenBank genome assembly.